CCUGAUAUCUCCCUACCUCUUUGCCCCAACAGUGACCAUUCCAAGUCUGAACAAUGGCUGACCCCAGUAACAUCCAGUCGGCCGCUUCCAAGAGCAUCCGUCCAUUUCGCUCCAGUGAGGAGUAUCUCUACGCUAUGAAGGAGGACCUGGCGGAGUGGCUGAACACCCUUUACGAUCUUGAUGUCCAGGUGGAGAACUUCAUGGACGUCCUGGAGACGGGGUAUGACCUCUGCCAGCAUGCCAACAACGUCAACCGUAUAGCUCUGGAGUUCCAACAGUCGAACCCGGAGGCUGCUUCUCGCAUGAGGAUCCCCCAGAAAGAGGUGAUUUUCCAAGCAAAGAACGUGGUCCCUGGCUCUUUCAUCGCUAGGGAUAACAUCUCCAACUUCAUCCAGUGGUGCCGUCAGGAGCUGGGCAUCCAAGAUGUCCUGAUGUUUGAAACUAACGACUUGGUGUUGAAGAAGAAUGAGAAGAACUUCGUCCUUUGUCUGCUGGAGGUGGCCAGGAAGGGCUCCAAGUUUGGGAUGCUGGCCCCCAUGCUCAUCCAGAUGGAGGAAGAGAUCGAGGAGGAAAUGAGGGACCAGGUGGUCUGUGGAGAGCUGAAGACAGAGCAGGCGAUCCAAGAUUUGGGGCCCAAGUCUCCCAUUUACCUGAACAAAACGCAGAGGAUAACCUUGUGUGACCUCAAGAACCUGGAUGAACUGGUGAGUUUCUUGCCUUCAGCUGGCCCUUUUUGUUUAAUUUAUUGAAUAUGGUUGCAUCUCCGCCUUUCCUUCAACUCUUCAAGACAGCAUUUAGAGCUUCCUUUGCCAUUCACAUGAAGUCUUCAAG
Python bivittatus (Burmese python) is the source of this 831-nucleotide messenger RNA. The record is from RefSeq and is a predicted model, not a curated record. NCBI's taxonomy places the organism in Eukaryota, Metazoa, Chordata, Lepidosauria, Squamata, Pythonidae.